AUGGCAUAUGGUUUUGCAGUUAUGAUUUUUCAAGAAAAGCUGAAAAAAUCUUUGGAAGGUUUAUUCAGAUUUGUUUUAGUGAAAAUUAACGAAACCUUACCUUUGGUGAAGAUCUCUGCGGGUCUUGCUAUAGAGAAGCUGAAGAGAACCCAUCCUCAGGGUUUUGGACAACCGUAUAAAUCGUAUUUCGCGAAACACAGAUUGUUCUUCUUCACUGCGGAAACCCUAACCCUAGAAGAGUUGCGAGAAGGCCUGCUACUCUCUUCCUCAGAGACAUGGCGAAAUCAAAGAACCACACAGCUCACAAUCAGUCCUUUAAGGCCCAUAAGAAUGGGAUCAAGAAGCCAAGGAAACACAGACACACUUCCACCAAGGGGAUGGAUCCGAAGUUUUUGAGGAAUCAAAGGUACGCGAGGAAGCACAACAAAAAGAACGGGGGAUCAGGGAGCGAGGGCGAAGAGUAAACACAGAGCCAUGGAGGCACGAGGGUUAUUUUAAUUAGAGUUUCUUUCAAAAUCUAGGUUUCUGUUUUUUCCUAAAUAUAUCCCCCCGGAAAGAUGGUUUCAUGGCGAUGGACUGAUUCCAUCUGUUCAUGAGAUGGUAGAUCUCCUGUUGUUAUUGGUUACAUUUUACUUGCAAGUAGUAUUGACACCCUGAAUGUUGUUUUUUGAUUGAAGUGAUCAAUGGCUUUUACUAUCUGAGCAUAUA
This is a messenger RNA of Nelumbo nucifera (sacred lotus), 708 nucleotides long. The record is from RefSeq and is a predicted model, not a curated record. NCBI's taxonomy places the organism in Eukaryota, Viridiplantae, Streptophyta, Magnoliopsida, Proteales, Nelumbonaceae.